CCAUCAAUCCGAUUUGUGAAAUUCUGCUUAAUUUCCUUUUACAUCACAUUCGUAUUCAUGAAUUGAAUGAGUUGACAACGUGUGAAAAAUCGUUUCGCAAUUCAGUGAAAAUUGGUGAGAAAAAUAUAUUUAAUAAAAAUUAACAAUUGCAAAAUUGUUAGCAAUAGUGCAAACUCCGCGAAAAUCUAAAAUUUUCUCAUUUCGCAACGUUUGCUGAGGUGAAAAACCGAGGAUACGCGCGGUAGCCACGCACGACGACCUUGUGAAGUUCGACCACGAAUUGCCCAUAGACUUUUCGGUGACGAAAAAACCUUUGCGGCAAAAUCCUUAUGCAAAUAGCUAAACUUGAAUAGCCAGGUAAAUAUAUUUCAAACAUUAAAAAGUGCAAAGUGUUUUUGAAACAAUCAACACUGAUUUAUACCUGCUAUUGAAUAUUUUUUUUUUUGUGUUAACGCCCCUCUUCCACGCGGAGGUGGUUCAGUUGAUCGAUACGAAGAGUUUCGUGCUGCCAUUUCUAUUUCACAGUGCAGUGAAAAAAGUCGGGUCGGUUAUCUGGUAGACAAAAGUAGAGACAGAAAAUUUAUCAGCAACUUGAAAUUUGCGAUUAAACAUGAAAUUUGUUGCAACGACAAAGGCCCAACUACAACAACAUAAGAAGUAUUACUCAUUGAAUUUUACCGAAGCUGAGCAAGAAUCCCAACGUAUAAAUAAUUUACACGCGGUCAACUUGGGAACAUUGAACAACGUGAGUUUGUGUGGUGCAGUGAAAUUUGCGAAAGUAAAAAAUCAACAACUACAAAUAAACGAGUAUAAUAAAGUUUCUACUAUAUUCAAAAAUUGGAAGAAUCAAAACUUUUGCAUAGCUGCGUCUUGAUUAAGUACGACUUUAGUAAAUUGUACCCUCUCCAAAACCAAUUGGAAUUAAAGUCCCCAAAACCUAUCAUCCUUGAAAAAUAAAUUAAAAAUCUAAAAAACUUUUGGACAUCCAAAUAAUAAAAUUUAAAUAAACAAGCAAAGCAAAACAAAAAACCUUAGUGAUUUAUAAAAAUCAAUAAAAGUAAAAAAAAGUGAGCGUUGGUGAAAAAUAACCUAAAUAAAGAGUGUAACUUCUGAAAAGUAGCAUUUAUCCGCAUAUUUCCAAAAUUACUUAAGCAAAAUUGAGGGAAGCAUCUAAAAAGCAGAGCGCAAACAACCUCCUGUCAGGCUGUCAACAUACGCAUAAGAGUCAACGCUAAUCUUUUGUAGCCAGUAGUAGUUCAUCAUUGUACAGGCUUUGUGCUCGUCCUCCGUCGUGGAAACAAGCGAAGAAGUGUCAAUAAACGUGCACGCCAAUACCACUAAAAAGGGUAUUCAAAAGUAUCAUAACCUGCAACUACAGGCAGCACACACAGGACAAACAGCUGCACAUCUGCGCAAAUACGACGGGUAUAAAAACCGGCAGCGCGAUUUCUAUCAUUUCUACAACUGCAUCUUUGUGCUCAUUCAAAAUUUUCGCCACAUCGCCUAAAUCUAAACGUAAGACGUCUAAUAAAGACAAGAGGAUGCCGCGACGCAACAAAAAAGGAGGCAAAGGCCGCAGCGGUGACUCCAACUCUGAGGAUGAGUCAUUUAACGAUAAUGCCAGCGUGUAUUCUUUCGCUUCGGAUAAUGCACCCUCAUCCGUAAACGACAUGGAUGAGAUGUCAUCAAAUGAACGUUUCGAAGAGAAAUUUAUGCAAGCGCUCGAAAAUGCCACUGAGAAGUCAGCACAGACACGCACUCAAGCUUUGCAGAAUAUCUGUGAAAUUUUAAUGCAUCGUUAUAUGCCUGAUUUCGUUGACGAUCGUAAGGUAACGCUAAUUGAUUGCAUUGAAAAGUCGAUACGCCGUGGCAAGGGCGCCGAGCAGUCGAACGCCGCACGCCUCGCACCUUUGGUGGUGCUACAACUGGGCGGAGAUGUUGAGAUCUCUAAGGAAUUGAAUCAAUGUUUGCUCACUACCGUACAGGAUAAGGCUGUUUCGUUUGAUGCACGCGCCAAGUGUUGCACUGCAUUGGGACUGCUCAACUUCCUCGGUGGCGAAGAUAUUGGCGAUCUCAUUACUUUGAUGCAAUUUUUCGAAGGCAUUUUUAGCGGCAGCUACUUGCGUGGCGAUGAAAAAUCACCGGUUUCGGUGAAUGCCGAAGCUGGCGCACUGCAUGCUGAAGCAUUAUCCGCUUGGGGUUUGCUUUUGACGCUCAUACCAUCGGGUGAUUUCGUGUCACUCAUGACCAAUGGUCAGCCCAUGUUGCCUUCGGUAAAAAAAUUGAUGGGUUUAUUGCAAUCGCCACACUUGGAUGUGCGCAUAGCUGCUGGUGAAACGUUAGCACUGAUACUCGAAAGUGGUCGUGCACAUGAUAAAGACUUUUUGGAAGAGUAUUUGGGUGCUUUAAUUGAUGCUGUUAAACAGCUGGCUACUGACUCACAUAAAUAUCGCGCUAAGCGUGAUCGCAAGGCUCAACGCGCCACAUUCCGUGAUGUGCUGCAUUAUUUGGAGGAGGAUACAUCACCUGAAAUCAGCAUUCGUUUUGGCACUGAGUGCCUUCUCUUGGAUUCCUGGGCUAUACAUCAUCAAUACUCGGCGCUGUGCACCGUUAUGGGUCCUGGCAUGACAUCGCAGUUGCAGGAGAAUGAUUUCAUACGCGAUAUCUUUCAAUUGGGUGCUAAACUCGUCGAUGAUGGGCACACCAAAAUCAAGCAGUCAAAGUUGGAACGCCAUUUACUAAAUGCAGCCGCCUUCAAGGCACGCACAAUAACGCGUGGCAAAAAUCGAGACAAGCGCUGUAGCUACAAUUAUUAAACAAAUUUAGCUGCUAGUACGAAGAUUAAUUUUAAUAACUUAAGACGAAUAUUUUGGAACUCGCAUGCAGCUGCUUUAGGCGGUGGAGUGGUCUAGAAAGCAGGCGAAUUCAAGCAAGGCGUGUGGUAUAGAAGAUGGCGCUAAAAUGCUGAGGAAUAAGUUGGUGUGACAAGCAGCAGCGGAGACCUUUACGCUCUAAAAUGCAAUUGUGUUGGCAGAUAGCGGCAACGCAACGUAUUUUAGGUGUAGAAUUUUAAGCUUUUGAAUGCCAGCAGAGCUGAUUUCUCAGUUAGUGGAUGCAGGCGCGCUUCCAUACCGGCAAUUUUUCAGUUGCCACGGUCGGCGAAGCUUUGUUGAAAUUUUGUGUACUCUUCAUUUGCGCUCAUUUUUUCUUUCCAUCUUUUCAUGAAUUUAUUGCAACGAAAUUCUGUACACAAUAUUUAUGUAAAUCUUAAAGUUAACUUAAAUUUAUGUAGCAAUUUUAUAAUAUGAAAACCAGAAAAAAACAUUACAUAUAUACCACAAACGAACAAUAUAUGUAUAAACGUAAAAGAAAUGCUAGUUGAAAUUUAUUUAGCUUUUAAACAUGUUAAAAUACCUACAAGCUACACAUGCAACUGCGGCAGGAACUCCAACGUUAAUUUUUUUUUAAAUUCCACAUGUACAUAUUUAUAUUAUCAAUAACUUGAUUUUACCUAUUCUACUAGUAAACAAUUCUGAAGUUUUAUAUAUAUUUUGCUUAACAUAUCUUUUGAUUCAAAUAUUUUGUUCAUGAAUUAAUUAUAAACUGAACCAUUUGAAAUAAAAACGUUAAUAAAAUGUUAAGAAAACUCAAUACAUAUAUUUAAUGUACUAUUUAUGUAUGUAUG
Rhagoletis zephyria (snowberry fruit fly) is the source of this 3685-nucleotide messenger RNA. It is a transcript of the gene Ifrd1, whose product is annotated as Interferon-related developmental regulator 1. Lineage: Eukaryota; Metazoa; Arthropoda; Insecta; Diptera; Tephritidae. The record is from RefSeq and is a predicted model, not a curated record.